This is a messenger RNA of Xiphias gladius (swordfish), 3334 nucleotides long. RefSeq lists its product as uncharacterized. The record is from RefSeq and is a predicted model, not a curated record. Lineage: Eukaryota; Metazoa; Chordata; Actinopteri; Istiophoriformes; Xiphiidae. The transcript is spliced from 4 exons. Gene Ontology annotation, molecular function: 3'-5'-RNA exonuclease activity. The coding region runs from base 257 to 2887 and encodes 876 amino acids.
GCAUCCCCUGGUAUGAUUGGCGGAGAUCUCGACAGCAGCCCGCUUCCUGUACAACCGUCCAAUCACCGACCUGACACUGUUUCGACGCGUCCAACGUGUGUUGUUGUAGUGAGAGGCGAAGAUGGAGUAGUCUGUGGGGAAAGGAAGGAGUUACUUUUCCUAAAGAGCUUCAGUACUGUGUUUUUCUGCAUACUAAUGCAGAGAGUAGGGAUUUUUCUGCAGGGGUACAUUCUCCAGGACAACACUGAAGCACACAAUGGAGGAGGGCGGAAAUUUCUCCCUUUGUGGAAAAGCAGCUGUAACUGAGGCUAAACUAAGAGAUGAUUACUAUUGGAAGCUUGUUGCGGAUUUCAUUGGUCCUCAAUCAGGGGAAGGAUUAGAGCUUGAAAAGGCACCAUGCAAGAACAGACUUUUGAUUCAAGUAGGACUCAUGAGAGAGGAUAAUAAUUUUCCGUGGAUUGCCAUCGUAGAUUGGCUCAAGAAAAUUUUCCCCAGGCACCAGUCGGCUGAUUUUCGUCGUUUGAUUGAAAGAGGCAUCGCAACAACAUUGAGUCUGGGAAGUGAAGCGAGGCUGACAUUCCUGGAAUCAGAUGUCAACUUUAACUUCGUUGGCCCAAUUUGUGAUAGCAUUGGGGUUGAACGAGAACAUCUUUUGGAAAUGAAGGAUUUUUCAGAGCGAGCACAAUCAAUUGAAGUCACAAAUGGAUUGAUUCUCGAGUUAAGCAACUUUGUCACCAGGGAGAAAAUUGCUCCAGUCGUUAUAGUUACUUGGCUUAGAAACUUCAACCCUGAGUUUUGUAAGAAUGGAGAUAUUCAAAAGGCAUAUAAGGUCCUUAGGGCCAAGAUAAAAAAGUUAAAACUGGUUUGCCGCAACUAUGAAACAAGAAGUCAUAGGAGGAAUGCAGCGAUGGAAAAUCUGCUUCAAAGUCCAUUUGAACUGGUGCGGAAAAAAACACCUAAAUUUGUGGUGAAAAAACGCAUGAGAAGAGAUGACGCCAUCAAUUAUGAAAAAGUUACAAUCAAGGAGGAAUAUGAGAGCUAUGAAAUCAUGCAAGGUGAGGGGUCUGAGAUGAACAGAGGACUCGUAAAGAAAAUAAUACUGAAAGAACAUGUUUCUGCUCAUGAUGAAAGUGAUGAGGAUUUGGAUGCAUCCACCAGUGGAGAGGAAAGCUCAGAAAACAAAGGAGAGGCCCUGACUCUGCUUGACAUUGCAAUGCUGUCUGUCCAAAAGCUGUCAAGUGUGUAUGGUGGGAAAACCACAGCGUGCAAGCAAGUUUCCUUGGAUCUCCUCAAAAAUCAGUAUACUCUAACAUGCAAGGAGCAUCCAGCCAUGGCAGAGUUUGAGAAAAAACUCGACUCACUCUGUGGAGACAAUUCACUGGCCUCUCCUGUGGUGUUUUUAAACUACAACGCCAAUUUCCUUGUUGACAUGCAUGAUGCAGUUGAGCAGCACAUUAUGAGCUUUGAAAAAGAGAUCAUUCUGUCAACAGGAGAGAAGCUAGGCCGUGACAAGCUUCCAACAUUCAAGAACUUUGUGAAUCUGUCAGAAAGUGCCACUUCACGCUACAUUCACAUGGCUUGUGAUAUCUUAAGCCCUCGCACCCCUGAUACGCAAAACUACAGAAAAUACUGGGUAGCCUUCUGUGAGGAGAAGAAAAAUCCCUCCAGACUUUCAGUAAAUCAGCCAAACCAAUUCAGCCACUACUUUGAAGCUGCAGCGGGUCUUAUUCACCAUCACAAAGAAAUCGCUCUCUUCUUCUCUGAUUUGCUGUCACUGAACAACGACGAAUGCCCAAACAUCAUUCUUGAGAGUGUCGCCGCUGAUGCUAAUGAUUCUGUGAUUCAGAGCCUUGUGUGUGUUCUGGCCAUCGUUUACUGCAAAAUCCUCGGCCCUUACUGGCAGCUUCUGAAGAGUGGAGGAGAGUACUCACUCUUCAGCCAGUACAUACUCUGCCUCUACCAAAAGUUCCUUGAUUGGUCCAAAGAUCCUUCAACUCUGCUGGAACCUGAAGGGGCCACAAAUGUUUUUCUUCAGUUCCCAUUGCAAGAGAAAACCUUUGAUGGAGUGUUUCAUUACUGUGGUCAGUGGCACACAAAUAGGGACCUAAUCAGAGCUUGCUUGAAGAGGACAAUAAAGGUGAUUGCAGCCGUCACUGAUGAACACCUGAAGGAUUUCCUGCCAGGAGGAAUGCUUUCCAAAGUCCCUCCACCAGAUUUGAGCUUGCAGCUGGUAAGUUGCACAUUCUCUGUCCUGAUGGCGGAGUAUCCCUUCGGCCACGCGUACCCUUACAAGAAUAAAAGACCUGAAAAGUCCUCUAAACAUUCCUCACGCAAGAACAUGUCAUCGGAUAGCUCUCAGGAAGAUGAUGACCGGUCUGGUUCAUUCGACGACAGCUCUGAUGAAUCUUCCGGUUGGCGAGCCAAAAAGACUACACACUUUGGCCAAAAAAAUGACAGCAGUCCACUGAUAAAAAAAGGUUACAGGACUAAAAGAGAAAAGGCAGUAAGAGUACAUCAAGAAGAGCUUGAGGAGAACAUGGACAGGGAGUACAUAAUAGCCACAGUGAGCAGAAACGGAGGGCCAUGCAAGUCACAGCAGGAUGUCGACAAAAUGCUGCUGCGUUUUGAUGGGAAACCCCGAGCAGAGAAACGAGAAGCAGUCCGUUGUGAGAUACUGUACCAGAAAAUGAUUCUCAACAACACAGACGCACACUUGGAUUGCAUUUUCCGAAACAGCACACAAAUGGUGUUGAAGCUAAAGCUUGCGCUUCCACGUGUGAAACCUGGGUACUCUCUUGUUUUGGCACCUAAAAAGACAAAAAUAAAGCCUGUGCUCAAAGAACCAGUUGAAACUGCAACUGAGCAGAGUAAAGGCAGCAGCAUGUGAGAGCCUUAAUUGCAUCUAAAAAGUGUGAUACCAUUAGAGGCAACUAGUGGUAUAAUGUGACUUCCUCACAUGAUUGCAUAUUCACAAACUAAGCAGAAAUACACACAAUGACCUCAAUCUUUCAACACUAAUACACUAUAAUGUAUGAUUAUGUAUAUGCCAGAUGAAGCUGUCAUGUGUGCUGUACAAACAAUAUUUUUGAUGCCAUUAGUUGGACAGAUUGAUAGAUUUUUAACUGAUAUUUUUGAUAUGAUACAACCUUCAUAGCACUGUAUUGUAUGAAAGGCAACCUUUUUUUGUUGCCCAAAAGAAACCAAUAUUGUUUUUUUUUAAUAUAUAUAUACAAGAUGUACCUGUUGUGAUCAUGCAGAGGUCAGUCAGUUACUACUGCUGACUUCAGAUAUUAUAUGAACCACUGGCCAAAUAAACAUCAAUGUUCAUAUUUUA